ACCGUCUUCUUCUCUCUGGCUCCCCCUUUUAGUAUACGAGUUUCUUUCUAGGGUUUCCUCCAGAUUCAUCUACCAAAUUCUUGCUCACGCAGAAGCAUCGAAGCUCUCAAUUCUGGAGAAACUUUGAGGGUUGUCGUUCACUCUCCAUAGAAGAACUGUUUCGUGGAGUGGGAUUAGUGUUUCUAUGCGUGAUGGCGAUCGAGAAGAGUAACGUAAAGCUCUCUAGGUUUGAUUCAGAGUACUCUCAUGACAGUGAUGAAUCUAUGUCAAGUUACCAAGGAGAGGACAGGCUUGAGCUGCAACGUAAAACCUCAGCGGUUAAUGUUGAUUCUGAGGCUGAUGAUGAUGGGUUUGUUGAUGAUGAUUCUGGAGCAGGCUCUGAUGAUUUUGAUCUGCUUGAAUUGGCUGAAUCUGGUGCUGAGUUCUCUCAGGUUGGGAACGUGACUUGUAGCGUUCCUUUUGAGUUGUAUGAUCUCUCUAGUCUUGAAGAUAUACUCUCUGUUGAUGUUUGGAACGAGUGUCUCACUGAGGAAGAACGGCUUAGCCUCUCAUUUCAUCUUCCUGACCUUGAUCAGUUCACGUUUAUGCUUACUCUGAAACAGCUUUUUGAGGGUCGUAAUUUCCACUUUGGCAGUCCGGUUAAGAAACUGUUUGACAUGUUGAAAGGUGGGCAGUGCGAGCCGAGGAACGUGCUUUAUCUCGAGGGCCGUAAUUUGUUUAUAAGGACAAAACAUUAUCAUACUCUGAGGAAGUAUCAUAAUGGCAUGGUCGUGAAUCUUUGUCAGACAAGGGAUGCUUGGGCAGGUUGUAGAGGGUACAGUGUCGAUGAGAAGCUCCGGGUCCUGAAUAUCGUUAAAAGUCAAAAGACUCUAAUGCGCGAGGAAAAGGACUAUUAUGAGGAGGAUUCAUCAGAAAAGGAAGAACCUUUUGAUGGGCCAUGGAGCAGAAAGGUAAAAGAUAGGAAGUCUGCGCAGAACAAAAGUGCCCGUCAUUCAGGUUAUGUUGUUGAUUCAGGUUUGGAGUUUCCUAGGCAGUGGCAGCCUACUGCUGCAGAACAGGAUAGAUAUGGCAAACCAAAGUCGAAACCGAAGACAGCAACACUGAAAUUUCCUUUUGAUAAAACGUCUGUUGGGCCAUAUGCUUCAGGUUGUAAUGGGUUAGGUAUGACCUCUGCAUACAACACCUCUUCUCUCGCUAGGCACAAGUAUGGUUCUCAUUUGGUUCUUAGGUCAGAAGAUAAUAUGGAUGAUGAUGACCAGGAUCCACUCUUUGGAACAGGUUCUUGGCGGGAUCAGGAUAUUGUUGUUAGAAAGAAAUCUGGAUUCUUGAGGCUUGGAAAGAAACAUAAGUUUUCCAGGGAGGGAGAAAUGAAUUCCGAACAUUUCAUGGGUCCACCAUAUUCAGCAAGGCAGUCCCACAGCAAUGUUGCAAAGUCAAGCAAAUAUGCAAAUCAAAUGAAGCCCGUAAAAGGUAGUCUGGCAGACCUUCGUGGGAACUUCUAUCGACAUGGGAAGUAUCAUGGAGAUGAAUUUUCGGUUGACCCCAGAUAUAUAUCUGAUGACUUGAAUGGUAAAAGCAGAAAAAGGAAGUCUGAGAGGGACUCACCUGAUACUAGUUUGAGAACUUAUAGAGCUUCUAUGCAGCAAAUGAAUGAAAGGUUCUUAAAUUCUGAUUUUCGUGAGAACCAAGUGCAGGAUGGUGAAAAUUUAGAUGCCAGGUUGGUUUCUUGCAGUUCUGGGUCCAAAAGGAGAAAGGUUAGAGAGUCUUUGAUGGACAUCGAGAGGAGGGAGGAUGAUGGUCAUAUGCGGCUUUAUUCUGACAUCCAGCCGGUUUGUGAUAUUACUGCCUCAAAGAGAAAGGGAAAGAAGAAAAUGGAGGUUGAUGUUGAUUUUCUCGAUCUGGAAACCUCUGAAACACCAAAAGUAGGAAAGAGUGCAAGUGAAGCAGAGGUGGAAACCAAACCGCAGAAGAAGCCGUAUGUGUUGAUCACACCGACAGUUCACAGUGGCUUCUCCUUUUCCAUCAUGCAUCUUCUUACAGCAGUGCGUAUGGCAAUUACAAGCUCUUGUCCUGAAGAUCCAUUAGAUGUUAGCAAACCUAUGGCAGUGGAGACUACAGAACAUGAAGCUGGAGAAAAUGGUGCUCCCAUUCCCAAGGAUGCAGAGGAUAACAAGUCUCCACAGCAGGGAAGUGAGAACUUGCCAUCCCUCACUAUCCAGGAGAUUACUAGCUGUGUCACGUCAAAGCCGUUAGAUCCUUUGAUCCUCAAGGCACAAGAGCCGCUUCAGGAUUUGAUUAGAGGAGUUCUGAAGAUCUUCUCGUCGAAAACCUCACCUCUAGGGGCAAAGGGUUGGAAGCCACUUGUAGCAUUUGAGAAGUCCAAGAAAUGCUGGUCUUGGAUUGGCCCUGUUCUCAGUCCUUCGGAUCAAGAAACUGUUGAAGAGGUAACAUCGCCUGAAGCUUGGUGUCUCACGCACAAGAUGCUUGUCAAGUUGGUUGAUUCAUUUGCAAACUGGCUGAAAAAUAGUCAGGAAACUCUUCAGCAAAUAGGCAGUCUUCCCGAACCACCAUUGUCACUCAUGCAGUGUAACCUUGAUGAGAAAGAAAGGUUCAAGGAUCUGAGAGCACAGAAGAGUCUUAACACGAUUCCCCAGAGUUCUGAAGAAGCCAGAGAAUAUUUCCGCAAAGAAGAGUUUCUGAGGUACUCAAUUUCUGACAGAGCGUUUGUGUACACGGCUGCUGAUGGUAGGAAGUCGAUUGUUGCUCCUCUGAGAAGAGGUGGAGGGAAGCCAACCUCAAAAGCCCGGGACCAUUUCAUGUUGAAACGAGAGAGACCACCACAUGUCACAAUUCUCUGUCUUGUGAGAGAUGCCGCUGCCAGAUUGCCCGGUAGUAUUGGGACAAGAGCUGAUGUUUGUACCUUAAUAAGAGACUCACAGUAUAUCAUGGAGGAUGUAACCGAUGUACAAGUAAAUCAAGUCGUUAGUGGUGCAUUAGAUCGUUUGCACUAUGAGCGGGACCCUUGUGUACAAUUCGAUGCUGAUAGGAAGCUGUGGGUGUAUCUACACAGAGACAGAGAAGAAGAAGAUUUUGAAGAUGAUGGUACUUCGUCCACUAAGAAAUGGAAGAGGCCGAAGAAGGAAGCGGCAGAGCAAACAGAGGAACAAGAAGCUGUUGCUUUAGCGUUUAAUGGGGAUGAAGAGCAAACAGGAAACGAGAUGGGUUCAGAAAAGAAGACUGUGGAGCCUGCUGGUGUAGACUGGGAUCAAGGAGCAGCAGACCAACUUUGUAAUGGGGCUGAACAAGCUGCAGAGGAGGAGCAAUAUGUUGAGAACACUGCGCAUGGUAAUGAGACAACGAUGUGGGAGCCUGUUGUUUCAAAUCGUGUUGAGGAUAACACAUUUAUCUGCCAAGAGAACUCAGUGGCUGAUGAUUUUGACGAUGAAACAUGAUUGGUGAAAAUUCCAGAGGUUAGUCCCUUAGCAGAGAGAUAUGGUAUGGAUUUUAAUGGCGACAUUGAUUUGGGUUUGGUCCCAAAAGAUGUCAAAAAGAGUGAGAUGACACAGGCUCUGUCACAAACAUGUUGAAAAGGUUAUUCAUGUUGUUCUCAUGCUAUAUAUCUUGUUAUUUUUUAGAAAAGGGGAAGUUAGUGGUGGAGUUUAGUGAAUCACUCGUCAAUAAUAUUAAUGAAAAAUGUUUGAUCAGGUAAAAUUUAAUAUACAAGGUGAUGUUAAUAGAAAAAUCAGAAUUCGUUAUGAUGACUCAUGACAUUCAUGCAUUUCGUUAAAU
Messenger RNA from Brassica oleracea var. oleracea, 3789 nucleotides. RefSeq lists its product as uncharacterized. The transcript is spliced from 3 exons. Gene Ontology annotation, cellular component: Ino80 complex. The record is from RefSeq and is a predicted model, not a curated record. Lineage: Eukaryota; Viridiplantae; Streptophyta; Magnoliopsida; Brassicales; Brassicaceae. The coding region runs from base 192 to 3452 and encodes 1086 amino acids.